Molecule: messenger RNA, 2353 nt
Organism: Daphnia pulex (common water flea)
Lineage: Eukaryota; Metazoa; Arthropoda; Branchiopoda; Diplostraca; Daphniidae
Product: A-agglutinin anchorage subunit-like
Exons: 11
Coding region: 1-2334 (777 amino acids)
Source: RefSeq, a predicted model, not a curated record
AUGCCGACGGCUACAAAUGUUCAACCGAAAACGUGUUCGUUUAUCAUCAAAGUUCCUCCCAAUCAAUUGACUGAAAUUUUUUGCCCAGUCGUAAAUUUUACUAACCCAGGAAGUUAUUUGCAAUUCAGCGGAAUUUCCGAUUUAAACAUGGCCUUGACGCCGCUGGCCAACCGAGUCUACACUUCCGGCGUCAAUUUGAUUUAUUUGAACUCUCAAAUUGAUGUCAGUAAAGAUUGGUUUAAUUGCACAUGGUCAGCUGUUCCGGCUCCAUUGACAACGGAUUUCAAACUCUGUCGCCAUGGAGGGACAUCGUCGUCCACUGGGACCCUCCAACCAUUUUUAGAGGAUCUUAAAACGGGAGAACCGAGAGAAUGCUAUUUCUUCAUUGAAUUGCCUUUGGAUGAGAAAAUUGAGAUUUCGUGUUCAUCCAUGAACUUGUCAAGUCCUGGAAGUUAUUUGCGGGUCGUCGGUGUGUCUGAUUUUGACGAGAAUUCGCCCGUAGAAAACGGAACUUAUUUGUCAAAUGACGCGAGCGUCCUUGUGUAUUCCCAAUUCAACAACGGCGAUUGGUUCAAUUGCAUUUGGAAGUCAACAACCAGCCCUGUUCCAAUGACGACGACCUCGGCCACCUCAAUUUCUACUACACCGACCUUGUCCGGAAUGACGUCUUUGGGGUCUUUGUCAACAUCAACCACGGGAUUCGCCCAAACGUCUGCCAAGAUUUACCCAACAACAACAACGACUUCCACGACAACUGGAACCCCAUCAACAACUUCAAGCGCCAAGGUCACGACGACAGAAGCUGCAACUUCAACGCCAACAUCAACCAUCUCGUCGACAAGAGACCGCACCACUACCAUUGCUGAUCAAACAACCUCAACAACAAGAUCAUCAACAACGGAAACGACGACGCAAGCGAAGACCACAACGGCGACCACGAUUCCUUCAACUAUUAUCUCAUCGAAAACGACGGCCGUCACCAGCUUAUCAUCGACGCCAAGCACUACAACUACUUUGCCGGCUGAUUUGACUUGUGUGAGUCCUGAUCCAGGAUGCGGAUUGGUUUGUGGCCCAGUGACGUCAACGGGAGGUGUUGUGCAGACUCGCAAUUUUCCCGCCGACUACGUGAGUUCAUCUAAUUGCUUCGCCAUUAUUAAGAUAGCAGCAGGAAGUGGAAUCCAAUUGACGUUCACCCACUUCAAUGCGGCGCCUGGCGACUUCGUCACUGUUUACGAUGCACAAUCCAGAACAUUAAUGAGCCAGACGACUGGAAAUCUUUUUACGCUACCAGUUUUAAAUACUUCCACCAACCAAAUGAGCAUCAAUCUUAUAGGCCUUCCUAGUCACACACCACCUGGACCAUAUAAUUUGCGUGCGACUUUCACAGCGCUAGUCUCGACUACUACCACCACAAAGCCAGUAACAACCUCCACAACAGCAACAACUUCCACAACAGCAACAACAUCGACGACAAAGCCAAGUUCUACCACGACAACGACGGCCAGCCAGUCCAGCAGCACCUUGAGCUCAAGUACAACAACCAAGGCUACAACAACAACUCCUUUGCCGACUCUUUUCAGUUACACCGUUUCUGAUCCAGGUUGCGGAACUAUGUUCACCAGUCUGACAUCAACGGGAGGCGUCUUCCAGUCUCCCAACUACCCCGGCGACUACGGGAAUUAUGCCAGGAGUUGCAAUGCCAACAUAACGGCGCCAGCAGGAUGGAUGAUCCAAUUAAACUUCACCACCUUCAAUGUGGAGAUUAGCAAAGCCUUUAUCUAUGUUUGGGAUGAUAUAAAGCCCUUAAUGGAAAUUGAUUAUUCCGGAAACACACAUCUUUCCAUAUCCGCGAUAACAACCAACGCAAUGCAAAUCUUGUUUCAAAUGGAAAGCAGUAGUAAACCCAGCACCGCCAUAUACAAUUGGCGGGCGAAUUUUUCUGUGACGAGCCAAGGGAGUUUCUGUUCCCUUGAAACGGCAGCAGGAUGCGACAACAUGUGCACCAACGUGACGUCAUCGGGCACAGGUGUUGUCCAGUCUCCCAACUUCCCCGCCGACUACGGGAAAUUUGACAGGUUAUGCCUAGUCACCAUUGUCGUGCCAGCGGGAAAGAGGAUCCAAUUGAAAUUCAACAACUUCAAUUUGGAGACUCAAUUCAGUACUAUUUUCGUUCAAGACAGAAGCUCGCUUUAUUUGAAUGGUUAUACCGGAAGUACUAUCCCCCCGGUGUUCACCACAGCAUCCAACUUAGUGCAUUUGACUUUUAACAACGUUGGCACUAGUAUAGCCCACACCAAAACAUACGGUUUCAAACUAACUUACACUGCUGUGUGACGGUAAUAUGGCAUCUCUU